AUUGGGCGUCACCAAAUCCGACUUAACGGAGAUGAGUUGGAUCAACUCCGUAACCUAUUACUUCCCCGUCCACAGCCUACUCAACCGCUCCUUCAAUCUCAAACGGAGCUACAAGAAGAAGACAUCAACGGACCGCAAAUGCAGCUUAUUCCCUAUGGAGGGAUAAUGGAUGAGAUUUCGCCUUCAGAAACGCCUUAUCCACACAGGGCAGGUAACCUAUUUUUCCUCGGAUACACCAAUGAAUGGGACGAAGUCGGCCAAGUGGCGGCUCAGAAGCAUCUCUCAUGGAUUCGGAAGUUUUACGCUUACUUGACUCCCUAUGUUUCCAACAAUCCCAGAGAAUCCUACUCCAAUUACAGGGAUCUUGACCUGGGACAAAACAAUUUGGUCGGGACAACCAGCCUAGAUCAAGCAAGUUAUUGGGGUUAUAAAUAUUUCAAGAAUAACUUCUAUAGGCUUGCCAGAGUGAAGGCUUUGGUAGAUCCAGAUAACUUCUUCAGGAAUGAACAGAGAAUUAUUCCACUUUGA
Ipomoea triloba (trilobed morning glory) is the source of this 528-nucleotide messenger RNA. Its product is annotated as cannabidiolic acid synthase-like. The record is from RefSeq and is a predicted model, not a curated record. NCBI's taxonomy places the organism in Eukaryota, Viridiplantae, Streptophyta, Magnoliopsida, Solanales, Convolvulaceae. The transcript has a single exon. Gene Ontology annotation, molecular function: oxidoreductase activity; flavin adenine dinucleotide binding. The coding region runs from base 139 to 528 and encodes 129 amino acids.